This is a messenger RNA of Colletotrichum spaethianum, 1656 nucleotides long. RefSeq names its product 2-methylcitrate dehydratase, mitochondrial. Gene Ontology annotation, molecular function: 2 iron, 2 sulfur cluster binding; 2-methylcitrate dehydratase activity. Gene Ontology annotation, cellular component: mitochondrion. The transcript is spliced from 3 exons. Bases 1 to 1656 code for a protein of 551 amino acids. Lineage: Eukaryota; Fungi; Ascomycota; Sordariomycetes; Glomerellales; Glomerellaceae. The record is from RefSeq and is a predicted model, not a curated record.
AUGUCUGCGGCCAUCAACCGAGGUCUCAGGACAGCUUCCCGUUCGCUGCGUCUCCAAUCGCGAAGCGUCCGCCUGGCUACUCCUCUCCGCGCCGGAGUCGCCUCCACUAACUUUGCCGCCUCCUCCACGGCUCGCUCCGCAUCUCAACCCUCCCACAACUUUUCCACCGCAUCUGUGAGACAGAGUGCCGCACCAGCCAUGGCGUCCGAGGCGAGAGAGUACGAUCCUGAGAUCAAGGACAUCGCAAACUACGUCCAAAACUACAACAUCGAUUCCGAUCUUGCCUUCGACACGGCACGAUGGGUUUUUCUCGACACUCUGGGCUGCGGUCUUGAGGGCCUUCGCUUCAAGGAGUGCAGCAAGCUGCUGGGCCCCAUUGUCCCCGGCACCGUUGUCCCCAAUGGCCCCAAGGUCCCUGGUACCGACUUCCAGCUGGACCCCGUUAACGCCGCCUUCAACAUCGGUGCCAUGAUCCGCUGGCUCGACUACAACGACUGCUGGCUUGCUGCCGAAUGGGGCCACCCUUCCGACAACCUGGGCGCCAUCCUCGCUGUGGCUGACUGGAUCACUCGUACCAACAAGGCCGGUGGUAACAUUGCCGGCGGUAAACAGUUCACCAUUCGCGACGUCCUGGAGGGCAUGAUCAAGGCCCACGAGAUCCAGGGCUGCUUGGCUCUCCUGAACUCAUACAACAAGGUCGGCCUGGACCACGUUGUUCUGGUCAAGGUUGCUAGCACUGCUGUCAUUUCCAAGAUGCUCGGCCUCAACGAGAAGCAGAUCGCCGACGCAGUCACCCAGGCUUGGGUUGACGGCCAGAGCCUGAGAACCUACCGCCACUCCCCCAACACCAUGUCCCGCAAGUCGUGGGCUGCCGGUGACGCCUGCCAGCGCGCCGUCAACCUGGCCCUGAAGGUCAUGAAGGGCGAGCAGGGCAUCCCUACCGUCCUGUCUGCCCCCGUCUGGGGCUUCUACGACGUCCUGUUCAAGGGCAAGAAGUUCGAGUUCCAGCGCCCCUACGGCAGCUAUGUCAUGGAGAACGUCCUCUUCAAAGUCUCGUACCCUGCCGUCGAGGCGUCGUCCAAGAUCCACCAGAAGCUCAAGGAGAUGGGGAAGUCGGCGGCUGAUAUCAAGGGUGUCACCUGCCGCACCCACGAGGCCUGCAUCCGCAUCAUCGACAAGCAGUUUAAGCCCAUGGACAACUUCGCCGACCGUGACCACUGCAUCCAGUACAUGGCCGCGACCAUGCUUGUCUUUGGCCGCCUCGAGGCUACCGACUACGUCGACGGCAGCGAGGCCGCGACCUCGCCUCUCGUCGAGUCCCUGCGCCAGAAGAUCAAGUGCGUCGAGGACCCGCAGUACACCAAGGACUACCACGACCCCGCCCUGAGAACCAUCUCCAACGCCCUGACGGUCGAGCUGAACGACGGCACCGUGCUGGAGGAGGUCGUCGUCGAGGCGCCUCUUGGACAUCGCCUCAGGAGAGAGGAGGCCAAGCCCGAGAUCCUGAAGAAGUACAAGAGACACUUGGAGCCUCACUUCGACGCCGGCAGAGUCAAGCAGCUUGUCGACCUUGGCCUGAACCCCAAGGAACUGGAGGCCACUCCCGUUGACGAGUACGUUGACCUAUACGUCGUCAAGGACAGCAAGUUUGUCUAG